Paramacrobiotus metropolitanus is the source of this 2229-nucleotide messenger RNA. RefSeq lists its product as uncharacterized. The transcript has 5 exons. The record is from RefSeq and is a predicted model, not a curated record. Bases 160 to 1980 code for a protein of 606 amino acids. NCBI's taxonomy places the organism in Eukaryota, Metazoa, Tardigrada, Eutardigrada, Parachela, Macrobiotidae. Gene Ontology annotation, molecular function: oxidoreductase activity; FAD binding.
GUUACAGAACUGCAACAGCUACCAUGCUAGUCCGAUAGUUACCGGGCAUACGAAUAACGAGUGUGAAGAAAAUAAAUGAAUUCAGAUUUUACUGGUUGUUGAUUGGCACGGUUUUUACUAUAGACCGCACGCACACUUUGCUUAUAAACAACAUCAAAAAUGGCUCGUGUGGUGCAACGAUCACUUGCUGCUUUACUCUUUCUGCCACUUUGGAUUUCAGCACAGGCAUCGACUCAGUGCCGGUGCUAUCCCGGUGAUUCAUGUUGGCCUACCGAUAACGAAUGGACUGCUUUUAACUCUACUUUGGGAGGGAACCUCAUUAAAACAGUACCAACAGCGUAUCCAUGUUAUGGCGACCGCUCUAGCAAUGCCGAAUGCCUCAACGUAAAGGCAAACUACAACAAAGAAGGAUACCUGCGCAGUAUUCCCGGCAGUAUGCAGUACUUCAACUGGGAAGAAUUUGACGACCUGCGUUGUUCACUGGAAGGCGCCCAGUCAGCCAAUGCCAAGUGUUCCCAGGGACGAGUCCCGGCUUACGCCGUCGAUGUACAUACCGUCGACGAUAUCCGAAAGGCGCUACAGUUUGCCACUUCCCACAAUAUUCGUCUGGUCGUCAAGAGUACCGGACAUGAUUAUUUAGGACGGAGUACUGCAGCCGGGGCGCUGAUGGUCUGGAUGAAUAACUUUCAAGGAGAAGUCCAGACGAAAGAGCCUUACACACCAAACGGUUGUUAUGCCAGCGGUCAGUCGGGUAAUCCGGUUGUAAUCGUUCCUGCCGGCAAAGUGUGGAAAGACGUUUAUGACAAGAUUGAAGAGGUUUACAACCAAACGCAUUGGAUUAUCGGCGGAAUGUGCCCGUAUAUCAGUGCCGCUGGCGGGUUCACCCUCGGCGGCGGGCACAGCAUUCUGUCCCCAGUAUUUGGACUGGCCGUAGACAACGUGCUGGAGUUAACAGUAGCAACCGCGGAAGGCCAACAUUUAACCGCCAACGACUGCCAGAACAAAGACCUCUUCUGGGCAAUGCGUGGUGGUGGUGGUGGUACAUUUGGGGUCGUUACAUCAAUCACCUACAAGCUCUUUGCCGUGCCGUACGGAUUUUGGGCGCACUCAUUCGUGAUCGUGAAUGAAAACAGAACGGGAGAAUUAACCGCCGCUCAAUUGGAAAUGGCUGUGUAUAAUUUCGGAAGUAUUGCCCGGUCACUGGAUUCGCUGGACUGGGGUGGCUAUUUGAUUUAUAAUCCAAAAUUUGGAGCCAGCUUUUUGCUGCUGGAACCGGCGUCAUCGGCUGCCCACACACCUACUAGUCUCGGAGAGUGGUUGCGAAUUAAUGUAUUGGUUGACGAGCAGGCGAAGUCGGGAUUUUAUGUGCAGCCAAUCGGCAACGCUUCAUUCUCCCAACAUUUUCCUAGUUUCAAAGCCUGGAAUGCAUGGUCGCGCACAAUUGGGAUCUUGGAAGAUUUCGACUCAUCUGGAUACCGCAUGACGCUGGGCACACGCCUCAUUCCCGUGUCCACCCUCAGUCAACCAUGGCCGUUCGCCCAGUCCAUGGUCGCCGGUAUUUCCAAGAACACCUUAGACGCCGGCUUCACGCUUAUUCGAGCGGCAGGUUCGGGAUUGCGAGACUACGACCGGCAAUCGUUGGAAACCUCAGUGAGUCCAGCGUGGCGCCAGGCCGCAUGGCUGUCCAUCUUAUUCGCCACAUGGAACGCGACAACUUCAACAACAGAGAUCGCAGAAAAAGAAGCGGCACUCAACAGUGGACUGCAAGUGUGGCGCAACGCCUAUCCCGAUUCAGGCGUGUACCAUAAUGAAAUUGGGCUGGGUGAGCCGUACUGGCAGAAAGCCUCGUGGGGUACGAAUUACGAGAGACUGCUCUCAGUCAAACGGCAAAUGGAUCCAAAUGAAGUGUUCCUCUGUGAAAAGUGCGUCGGUAGCGAAGGAUGGGAUUUAUCGGGAUUGCGCACCUGCCGGGUACGCUAAUAUCUCCAAUCACAAUUUUUUGUCAUUAAUUCAUUGCAUUUACCGAUACAUCUAAGGUCAAGAUCGGUUGACUCUGAAGUUUUUUGUUAUGCAAAACAAUUGUUCAACCGACUAAUCAAAGCUGUAUUAUGUGAACGCCUUGCCUUGUUCUUGAUCGAAAACCCACAAUCAUUGUGGCAAAAUAUCGUGACUAAUACCUUCAUUACUGUCCGCCAAAUUUAUGAGGGCAUACUAGCAAAACUUUAACAU